CGUCACUUGAGUGGGAGUCGAAUCUUCUCCGGAAUCGCUUGCUUUCAUUUCUGCACGAGCGCCGCUUCACUUCGCUUCACUUCGAACCAAAACAAACGUCGCCCGACGCGCCUCGGUCGGUCAUUCCCCCGCAUCGCUGAGGGAUUAUUCGGUGUUUUCUGCGAAAAGGCGGCCAGUACAGCCAGAGGAAAGAUGAGUGUGGAGGCGUACGGGCCGAGCUCGCAGACGCUCACCUUCCUGGACACGGAGGAAGCGGAGCUGCUCGGGGCCGACACGCAGGGCUCCGAGUUCGAGUUCACCGACUUCACGCUGCCCAGCCAGACCCAAACUCAGGGCCAGACCCAGAGCCAACUCGACAACCAGGUGAACGGGCCUGAUGGCGUUCUGCCCAACGGAGAGGAUGCAGUGGUGAAGACCAGCCAACUUCUGGCCGAGCUGAACUUUGAGGAGGAUGAGGAAGAUACGUACUACACUAAAGACCUGCCGGUGCACGCCUGCAGCUACUGUGGUAUCCAUGAUCCAGCAUGUGUGGUCUAUUGCAACACCAGCAAGAAAUGGUUCUGCAACGGCCGCGGUAACACCUCUGGCAGUCAUAUUGUGAACCACUUGGUGAGGGCCAAAUGUAAGGAGGUGACGCUGCAUAAGGACGGACCGCUGGGAGAGACGGUUCUGGAGUGCUAUAACUGCGGCUGCCGUAAUGUCUUCCUACUCGGCUUCAUCCCGGCUAAAGCCGACUCUGUUGUGGUGCUUCUCUGCAGGCAGCCAUGUGCCAGUCAGAGCAGUCUGAAGGACAUUAAUUGGGACAGCUCUCAGUGGCAGCCCCUCAUCCAGGACCGCUGCUUCCUGUCCUGGCUCGUGAAGAUCCCGUCCGAGCAGGAGCAACUGAGGGCCCGUCAGAUCACGGCACAGCAGAUCAAUAAACUCGAGGAGCUCUGGAAGGAAAACCCAACAGCGACCCUGGAAGAUUUGGAGAAACCUGGAGUGGAUGAGGAACCUCAGCAUGUUCUGCUACGCUACGAAGAUGCCUAUCAGUACCAGAACAUCUUUGGGCCGCUGGUCAAACUAGAGGCCGACUAUGACAAGAAACUCAAAGAGUCCCAAACUCAAGACAAUAUUACAGUGAGGUGGGAUUUGGGACUGAAUAAAAAGCGGAUAGCUUAUUUCACUCUGCCCAAGACGGAUUCAGGUGACAUGCGACUGAUGCAAGGAGACGAGAUCUGUCUGCGCUAUAAAGGAGACAUGGCUCCGCUGUGGAAAGGAAUCGGACACGUCAUCAAAGUCCCAGACAAUUAUGGAGAUGAAAUUGCCAUCGAGCUGCGCAGCAGUGCUGGUGCUCCUGUGGAGGUGCCACAUAACUUUCAGGUGGACUUUGUCUGGAAGUCGACAUCUUUUGACCGAAUGCAGAGCGCCUUGAAGACGUUUGCCGUGGAUGAGACCUCUGUGUCCGGCUACAUCUACCACAAGCUGCUGGGUCAUGAGGUGGAGGACGUUAUCAUCAAAUGCCAGCUGCCCAAACGCUUCACUGCACAGGGCCUGCCAGACCUCAACCACUCGCAGGUUUAUGCUGUGAAGACGGUGCUGCAGCGACCUCUCAGUCUGAUCCAGGGGCCUCCAGGAACCGGAAAGACUGUCACCUCUGCCACCAUCGUCUACCAUCUGGCCAGACAGGGCAAUGGUCCGGUGCUGGUUUGUGCUCCGAGUAACAUCGCAGUGGAUCAGCUGACAGAGAAGAUCCAUCAGACGGGGCUGAAGGUGGUUCGUCUGUGCGCUAAGAGUCGUGAGGCCAUAGAUUCACCUGUGUCUUUCUUGGCUCUGCACAAUCAGAUCCGCAACAUGGACAGCAUGCCAGAGUUGCAGAAACUGCAGCAGCUGAAGGACGAAACUGGCGAGCUGUCGUCUUCUGAUGAGAAACGUUACCGAGCUCUCAAACGAACCGCUGAGAGAGAGCUGCUCAUGAAUGCAGAUGUGAUCUGCUGCACAUGCGUGGGUGCGGGUGACCCUCGCCUGGCUAAAAUGCAGUUUCGCUCCAUCCUUAUUGAUGAGAGCACACAGGCCACGGAGCCCGAGUGCAUGGUGCCAGUGGUGCUCGGGGCCAAACAGCUGAUUCUGGUGGGUGACCACUGUCAGCUGGGUCCUGUGGUCAUGUGCAAGAAGGCGGCUAAAGCAGGUCUGUCUCAGUCUCUGUUUGAGAGGCUGGUGGUCCUGGGCAUCAGACCCAUCCGUCUGCAGGUGCAGUACCGCAUGCACCCGGCCCUCAGCGCUUUCCCUUCAAAUAUCUUCUACGAGGGCUCUCUGCAGAACGGCGUCACCGCUGCUGAUCGCAUCAAGAAAGGCUUUGACUUUCAGUGGCCUCAGCCUGAUAAGCCCAUGUUUUUCUACGUGACCCAGGGCCAGGAGGAGAUUGCGAGUUCUGGCACCUCCUAUCUCAACAGGACUGAGGCUGCUAAUGUGGAGAAGAUCACCACCCGUCUGCUGAAGGCCGGAGCCAAACCUGACCAGAUCGGCAUAAUUACACCAUACGAGGGCCAGCGCUCUUACCUGGUGCAGUACAUGCAGUUCAGCGGCUCACUGCACACCAAACUAUACCAGGAGGUGGAGAUCGCCAGCGUGGAUGCGUUCCAGGGCAGAGAGAAGGACUUCAUCAUCCUGUCUUGUGUCAGAGCUAACGAGCACCAGGGCAUCGGCUUCCUGAACGACCCGCGUCGUCUCAAUGUGGCGCUAACCAGAGCCAGAUAUGGCGUGAUCAUUGUGGGCAAUCCUAAGGCUCUGUCCAAGCAGCCUCUGUGGAACCACCUGCUGAACUACUACAAGGAGCAGAAGGUUCUGGUGGAGGGACCGCUGAACAACCUGAGGGAGAGCCUCAUGCAGUUCAGCAAACCACGCAAGCUGGUCAACACCAUCAACCCUGGAGCCCGUUUCAUGAGUACCGCCAUGUAUGAUGCGAGAGAGGCCAUGAUUCCUGGAUCUGUGUAUGAUCGCAGCGGCACUGGACGUCCAUCUAAUAUGUACUUCCAGACUCAUGACCAGGUCGGCAUGAUCGGGACUGGGCCGAACCCAAUGGGCUCCAUGAACAUCCCCAUCCCGUUCAAUCUGGUCAUGCCGCCCAUGCCUCCGCCUGGGUACCUGGGCCAGGUGAACGGACCUGCUGCCGGUCGUGGUGCUCCUAAAGGUAAGACCGGGGGUCGCGGAGGUCGUCAGAGGAACCGUGGCACUGGUAACCACGGCAGCGGGCAGCCCAACAUGCCAAGCAGCCAGGCCAGUCAGGACCUGGGGUCCCAGCCCUUCUCUCAGGGUCCACUGACCCAGGGCUACAUCACCAUGAGCCAGCCUUCACAGAUGAGCCAGCCUGGACUGUCCCAGCCUGAGCUCUCACAGGACAGCUACCUGGGUGAUGAGUUCAAAUCCCAGAUGGAUGUGGCACUUUCCCAGGAUUCCACCUACCAGGGCGAACGGGCAUAUCAACACGGAGUGACUGGACUCUCACAGUACUAGAGUGUUGUUGGAACAGGAGCUAGGCCUGUGCUGAGCUUAGUUCAUCAGCAUUUUAAAUAUGGGUAAAUAUAAAAAAAGAACAAACAUGGAUGCCCGUUUACCACUGUUACAACUGAAGCACCAUGGUGUGAGAGCAACAGGAGAGAAUCAAACCAAUCACAGGAGGGAGUGAAGCUGGACAGGACGAAAGAGAACAUGUGAGUGGCGGACUACAUCCACCAUUCGUUGAGGACGGGGAGGAGAGGGGAGACGCAGUGUUAGGAGGAGACCAAACACGAGAUCUUCGAUCUGCAACUCCGCAACGUGGAGGAGGCUCCUGGAGCGCAGGGGCCCUUCCCAGCCUCCUCUCUCUCUCGCCUGGCUGCCGACGUCAGCCUCAGGCCUUGCCCUGCCAACAGAGACGGAGCCAAGAUGAAGUUCUCUUAAAACUACCUGCAAAAACCACGCUUGCUCUGUCGUCUCCACGAGCUGAGAGAGGGGGUGACGUAUUUCAAGUAAUUAUAAACGCUUUCCAAGCAGCUGAAUUUCGGGAAAAUAAGAGUUCCCCUCAAAGUUGACAUCUGACAUUCAGGUUGUACCACCGCACAUCUUUGAGAGAACGGACGCCUUUGGCACGAGUUUUCGCGGUUUGUUUCAUUCGCUUCGGAGCGCCUCUCGUCUCCAACCAAGGUGCUAGGACACUCUGAAGGACGAUUCAACUUUGAGGAAAGUUUUCUGCCUGAAGUCCGGGAGGGUAGAGGUGCCGUAACAAACGGAAGGCCUGUCGCAUCUCGUCUGCUCUCCGCUAGGUGAUUAGGGGUAGAAAUGGCUUUGGGAUGUUUCUUUUUCCUUUUAAAUGUUUUGUCCCUUGCCGAAGGGACCGACGGAUCUAUCCUUUCUUAUUUUCCUCUUUGUUUUAAAAUGUUUUUUGUUCAACUAGAAUAAAAGCAGUCAAGUAGAACCGCUCGAUUUAGCUUGCUUGAUUUAGAUGUGGCUUAAAAAUCAAUCCAAAUCACUAGGAUCUGUGGGUCAGGAACGUCGUCAAAAUCAGGUGAAACUUGUUCAUCUGAAUCUUUUCGAUUUGGUACGAGACAAAAGUGUCAAUCACAGUAGACCCCUCCCACUGCUAUUCUGUCCAGUCAGGACGCAGUCAUAUUGUUGUGCCCUAAUCGCUUUAGUUGUUCCUCAGAGAAAGCAGAAGGAUGAAGCACAGACAGGUGAGAUUCUCGCUGUUUUUGUGUCUGACCGUAAGAGGCUCUCGUCUUACGCUCUUGCGUUAUGAUGUCAGUGAGAGCGGACGGUUUUUUACGCCGCCAACAGGUGUGUGCGCGUGCGUGUGUGUUUCCAGAAUGCCCUCCUUCAUUAUUAUUUGUGUUGUGGUAGAUUGUAGUUUUGCAUUUCCCCCAUUCUAGUUGCUUUUCCCCCCUCUUCUUAGUAGCUCAUAUUUUUAUUUGUAUACAGUCUGACGUGAAGUUCUCGUAACCUCUCUCAGUGUGGAAAUUGCUCACGUUUAUUUGGUUUCGACGGACCCAUUCAGAAUUUUACGGCAGCUUUUAACAUCUGUUCCGACCGAUUCCAGUCGCCUCAACUUUGUACUUUUACUUUGGAGUAUUUAUACCUUGAUGUUACUCCAUACUCGCAGCCCUUUUGACUGUUUGAUAUUACCCAAGUACCACCACUCGCAUUUUAUAGCAUCGAGCACAGAUUCGUUUUAAGUUCACAUCCUUUGCUUUCUCUUUUUUUUUUCUUUGCCCACAAGACAAUCAUGAUUCGUUCAUAACCAAGGUCGCAAAAAUGUUUGCGUGACUGAUAUUCAGACUUUUCCAUGUUAACCUCUCAUUUUAGAAUGAACUCAUUCUCUGAAAAUCCUUGAAACGGUUUAGUUUUCACAUUUCAUACUUCAACUGUAAAUAUCAGUGCUCGGAUUUGAUAUGACAUCAGCCAAAUUGUUGCCAAUGACAAUGAGAUGCUAACAUCCACAACAAGGCCAAGGUGAUCCACAGCCAUGCAAUCUGGUAAUUAUAGAGUAUGAAGAGACUAGGUAAUUCUGAGGUUCUGCUGCGAAAGUUGCAUCAAAUUUGAAUGAAAUGUACAAUACCUUUAUAUGCUUUAACUUGCAAUGAAGAGGAACAUUGGAAAAACAUCAGGAUAUGAAGUAUAAUUCAGGAUUUUGUUUUGUGGAAAAAGUUUUCACCCCCACAAUAUGUACUUCUUGUAACGUUAUGAAUAAAUGUUGAUUUCUUUCACCC
Molecule: messenger RNA, 5720 nt
Organism: Sinocyclocheilus grahami
Lineage: Eukaryota; Metazoa; Chordata; Actinopteri; Cypriniformes; Cyprinidae
Gene: upf1
Product: UPF1 RNA helicase and ATPase
Exons: 24
Coding region: 193-3492 (1099 amino acids)
Biological process (GO): nuclear-transcribed mRNA catabolic process, nonsense-mediated decay
Cellular component (GO): cytoplasm
Molecular function (GO): RNA binding; zinc ion binding; DNA binding
Source: RefSeq, a predicted model, not a curated record